CGUGGCUUGACGAAAGAACAAGAAGCUCGGUACAGUUUCCAAAUUCGUACCUUGAGGGCAGCUCUUGCGCUGCGUGAGCAACUGGUCACGCUUCGAGACGGCAUGCACGUGCAUCCCAAGCACCAGGAAUGGGCUGCUGCUUGUGGUGUGUCCGUGAUUGUCCUACGACAGGUUCUAGAUGAGGGGCAACAAGCUCGCGCUGCUCUCGUGGCUGCCAACCUGGGCCUCGUUACGGCACUUGCAAAACGACAGCUCAGCACGUUGCAGACCGCCACCGAAGCAGGACGUGGAGUGGGCACCAUUCUGACGCUACAAGACCUCAUCCAGGAAGGUACACUAGGAUUGAUGAAAGCAGCAGAGCGCUUCGAGCCCGAACGCGGGUGGCGCUUCAGCACGUACGCGACUUGGUGGGUCCGACAGCGCAUCCUCAAGUCGGUGUCGGAUUCGUCACGAACCAUUCGGCUACCGGCACACGUACACGGGACCCUCCAACGCAUUCAAAAAGCAAAAGCGUGGUUCCGGGCCCACGGAGAAGAGGCCACUCUGAGUAGUUUGGCGCAGUACCUGGAAUUGCCGGUGGAAAAGGUGCGACUGUAUACCGACUCGUCUCGGAACGUGAUGAGUUUAGAAACACCAUUGAAGGGCCGAAGCGCUUUCAAAGACGAGAACACGCGGACUCUCGGGGAUACGUUGGCGUCGGACGAAAAGACGCCGGAAGAAAACGUCGAAGCGCAGGCUUUGCGACUGGACUUGGAGCAUGUAAUGAUUAAGGUGUUGACGGAUGUGGAGCAGAAUGUGUUGCGGAGACGAUUCGGGCUGGAAGAUGGGACUUCUUGGUCAUUGGAAGAAACGGCCAAACAACUAGGGAUGUCUCGGGAUCGGAUUCGCCUUGUCGAAGCCCGAGCACUGAAUAAAUUGCGACGUCCACAACAGAAUUAUAAGCUUCGAUCAUACAUG
Molecule: messenger RNA, 957 nt
Organism: Phaeodactylum tricornutum CCAP 1055/1
Lineage: Eukaryota; Bacillariophyta; Bacillariophyceae; Surirellales; Neidiaceae
Exons: 1
Biological process (GO): regulation of DNA-templated transcription; DNA-templated transcription initiation
Molecular function (GO): DNA-binding transcription factor activity
Source: RefSeq, a predicted model, not a curated record